AUGGAGAGGGAGCUGCUGGAGACGUUCGAUGCGGCCAAGAAGGCGGCCGACGCUACAGCAGCGGACGGCGACUCGCCGGAGGCUGACCGCUGCCUCGACGCGCUGCGCCGGCUGCGCGGCAUACGCGUCAACACCGACAUCCUCGUCUCCACGCAGGUUGGCAAACGUCUUCGACACCUUACUAAGCACCCUCACUCAGGCAUCCAGGCAGUCGCUGCAGACCUUUUUGGGUACUGGAAAAAGGUUGUCCUUGAAGAGUCAGGAAAGAAAAAUGGCAGCUCAGAGAAUGAAAGAUCAAGUGACUCUUCUGGAAAGGUUGAGAAGGUGAGGCCCAUGAAGGUUGAAAAGAAUUCUGCAUCAGCAAGCAUGAAGGUUGAGAAAAGAGAUGUGGGUGUUAGGAGUCAGAAGCCUGACAAUGUCAAAGUUGAGAAGACCGCUAGCAAUGGUUCCAGAACUCAAUCUGUGAAGGUUGAAAAGGUAUCCAAAGAAGUCAGUAGAACUCCUGAUGCAAAGAAGCCAGCAUCCACCCCCAGCGGUCCCCCAAAGCUUACAUCUCUUGUCAAAUGCAAUGAUCCUACCCGAGAUAAAAUCCGGGAACUGCUUGCUGAAGCUUUUGCAAAGGUUUCCAGAGAGACUAGUAAUGAUGACCGAGAUGAAGUGAGAAACAUCUUGGAUGAAGUUGAUGCAUGUGACCCAUUCAGAGUUGCUGUGAAAGUAGAGUCUGCACUAUUUGAGAGGCUUGGACGUUCCACCGGGGCUCAUAAGACAAAAUAUAGGUCAAUCAUGUUCAACCUGAGGGCUGAAAACAACACUGAUUUCCGGAGAAGGGUUCUUAUUGGUGAAGUGACGCCAGAGGGGCUUCCAGACAUAUCUCCUGAUGAGAUGGCUAGUGAUGCAAGGAAGCAAGAGAAUAUGCAGAUUAAGGAGAAGGCUCUGUUUGAGUGUGAGCGGGCAGGAGCACCGAAGGCAACGACGGAUCAGUUCAAGUGUGGCAGAUGUGGUCAGCGGAAGACAACUUACUAUCAGCUGCAGACUCGGAGUGCUGAUGAACCGAUGACAACAUUCGUCACAUGUGUGAACUGCAACAAUCAUUGGAAGUUCUGCUGA
Molecule: messenger RNA, 1107 nt
Organism: Miscanthus lutarioriparius
Lineage: Eukaryota; Viridiplantae; Streptophyta; Magnoliopsida; Poales; Poaceae
Source: the annotation of a GenBank genome assembly